This is a messenger RNA of Podarcis lilfordi (Lilford's wall lizard), 34628 nucleotides long. The record is from the annotation of a GenBank genome assembly. NCBI's taxonomy places the organism in Eukaryota, Metazoa, Chordata, Lepidosauria, Squamata, Lacertidae.
AUGUCAGAGCAAAGAUGGGUCCGACUGUCCACCGAGGAGCCCACCAGCACCGUCUGUGUGCUGGGCACAGAGAUGUCCCUUGAUGUCUGCGGGUAAGGAAGGCAAUUGCCCUUAUUCGUUUGCUCAGUGGUGGGGAUUCUCCGGCCUCUGGAGCAUGCACAGAGGGCCGAAGGGAAGGCGUAAAAUCUUGCUGAACGGUGCAUGAUGCGGGAAGUAUUUAGCAAAUAUAGCAGGCAUCAACCCAAAUCAUCUCCGAGUCAGCCUGCUAUAUUUCCCUAAAAACAGGGAAGUUUUUAAUGUUCGAUUGGGUUUCUGUAUAUGCUGGAAGUCGCCCAGAGUGGCUGGAACUACCCAAUCAGAUGGGUGGGGUACAAAUAAUAAUAAUAAAAAUAAUUUUUAUUAUUUAUACCUCGCCCAUCUGGCUGGGUUUUCCCAGCCACUCUGGGCAGCUUACAACACAUAAAAACAUGUAAAACAUUAGACAUUAAAAAUAUUAUGAAAUUAUUAUAUGGGCUGUGACUUUCAGUGCCAGCUGUGGGAGUGGGUUUGCAGGGCUGAGUCCUGGUCCAGAUCAUGGGCCCCAAAGGGUUAACAUAAUGUACCUGGAGCAGACUCAGAUUGAAGCUGGGGAGAGUCCAAAAUUUAUUGGGGGGGGGCACAGUGUGUGUUUAAAGCUUGCUAUUUCCCCCAGUGAAUCCUGGGAACUGUAGUUUGUGCAGGGUUCUGGGAAUUGCAGCUCUGUGAAGGGUAAACUACAGUUCCCAGGGCAGGUUACACAAUUAAAAAACAAUUUUUAAAACAAUUUUAAACAACUUAGUCACAGAAACAAGAUGGGUCCUAUGUUGUGGAGCCACACGUUGCACAAUUUCAGAGGCAAGAUUUGUUUUAAAGGAGUGAGCUCUCGCGGUAUGUUCUCCAAGAGUGAGUUCUAGUUUUGAGUUUUUGUGUUUGGUCAGGUUAUAAAAAGAAAACCAUUUGUUUAAAUAUAUCACAACACAUUUUCUUUCUGUCUGCACCCUAUCAGGUGUUGUAUAGACCUGUAAUUGAUCCCACCAGCAGAGAAUCGAAAAUGUUGAUGGGGGAUUUGGGGGUAGUGAGGAGUGUAAUUGAUCCUUAUUUGAUUCGAUUAUUUGAUUUGAUUUUGACUACGGACAAUCUUUAUUGAUUAUUUCCCCCCCUCCGAUUGGUAAGGAUUCCACCUGAUUUGCUUCUGUUGGGCUUAGAUGCCUUCUCAUCAAUGAUUUGUCCAACACACACAUUUCAGAGCCUUUCUGCCUCACUUUCCUAACUGCAAAAAAGUCUCCUUUUAAAAAGUGGAUUUGUUACACUGUUUAUUUUAUAAACUUUAUACACUGCUUUGAUUGUUUGAGGACAAAACCUCAAAGCGGUUUACAAAAAAGAUAAAGCAACAGAAUUAUUACCAAGAAAAAUAAACAACCAUAACUUAAGACUUUUGAAAAGUCAAAAUAACAUUCGACUAAAAACAGAUCAAAACUCACAUCGACAUUUCUAAGCAUCUGGGGAGGCUUGUCCAAAGGAAAAUGUUUUAGCAGGUGCCGAAAAGGGGGGGGGGGGUGAAGUCGCCUGCCUGAUAUCAAUUGGCAGGGAGUUCCAAAGUGCAGGUUCUGCCACACCAAGAUUGAGUUCUUACAAGUGUGGAAAGGGUGUUAUGUUGCAGCUAUAACACUGCCAGUUCCGCCGACUGAAGGGCAACAGAGUUCUUCAGUCCACAAAUUUCUGUGCUUGAGAAUCCUCCCCCCCUCCCGCACCCCGCAAAAUUUUUUACUGACAAAUACUAUAUACUGUGGUGGAAACCUGAGUUUACAAAAUGUGGGGUAAAUCUGAAUGCCCAGUGGUGUGGAGGCAACCAUCAUUCCCAAAGUCUUUUCUUAUGAACAUAAGAAGACCCUGUGUCUCGUCUAGUCCAGCUUCCUGUUCUCACAGUGGCCGGGCAGUUGCCGCAAUGGGGAGCCCACAGCAGGAUCCGAGCACAAGAGCCCUCUCCCCUCCUGGGGGUUUCCAGCAACUGGUGUUCAAAAGUAUUGCCACCUCUGACUGUGCAGGCAGAGCAAGCCAUUGUGGCUGGUAUUCUUAUCCAAAAUAGUCACCAUGAAUUUGUCCAAUCCUCUUUUAAAGCCUUCCAAGUUGGUGACCAUCCUUGUUUCCUGUGGGAGGGAGUUCCGUAGUUUAACUCUGCACCACAUCAAAAAAAUUCUUCCUUUCAUCCAUCCUGAUUCUUCCAAUAUUCGGCUUCAUCCUGGCUUGUAGCCAUCAGUAGGCUCCUCCUCCAUGAAUUUCCUGUGGCAUAUUCUCUGUCCUUCUGGGGAAGAGAACUCCUUCCCUUGUUUUGCUCACUCUGUGCCCUUUAACAAACAAAGCCAGUGAUGGCAAUGAACUCACAACCUAAUCUGAAAGUUUAAUUGGCAAUGGGUGAUGCCUGCAAUGAGCCAUUUGUUUUGCUCUGUUGAGCUAAAGCCACCCAGCUAGCUCGUUCCCAGAUUGCUCCCCUGCGUGCUUCCGGAGGAAAUAAUAGAAUCAUAGAAUUGUGGAGUUGGAAGAGAUCCUAAGGGUCAUUUAAUCCAAUCUCCUGCAAGGCUGAAGUCUCAACUAAAGCAUCCAUGACAGAUGGCCACCUGAUCUCUGCUUCAAUACCUCCACUGAAGGAGAGUCCACCUUCUGAGAGAGCCCGUCUCACUGUCGAAUGGCUCUUACUGUCAGAAAGCUCAUCCUGAUGUUUAGGCGGACCCUCCUUUCUCGUAACUUGAAUCCAUUAGUUAAUUUCUAUUCCACCUUUCCAUUAAUCCUCACAACAACCUUGUAAGGUAGGUUAGGCUAAAAGUGAGUGACUGGCCCCCACGGCCACCCAGUGAGCUUCCUGGCUGAGUGGGGAUUUGAACCCUGGUAUCCUAUGUCCUAAGGGAUGUGGGUAGCGCUGUGGGUUAAACCACAGAGCCUAGGACUUGCCGAUCAGAAGGCCGGCAGUUCGAAUGCCCGUGAUGGGGUGAGCUCCCGUUGCUCGGUCCCUUCUCCUGCCAAGCUAGCAGUUCGAAAGCACGGCAAAAAGUGCAAGUAGAUAAAUAGGUACCGCUCCGGUGGGAAAGUAAACGGUGUUUCCAUGCGCUGCUCUGGUUCGCCAGAAGCGGCUUAGUCAUGCUGGCCACAUGACCCGGAAGCUGUACGCUGGCUCCUUCGGCCAAUAAAGCGAGAUGAGCGCUGCAACCCCAGAGUCAUCCGCAACUGGACUUAAUGGUCAGGGGUCCCUUUACCUUUACCUAUCCUAGGUCCUGGCCCGACACUCGAUCCACUACACCACAUGGCUCUCCAGAGCAGGAGAAAACAAGCUUGCUCCAUCUUCCAUGUGACAGCCCCUCAGAUAUUUGAAGAUGGCUAUCAUAUCGCCUCUCAAUCUCCUCUUUUGCAGCUCCUUCAACCACUCCUCAUAAGGCUUGGUUUCCAGACCCUUGAUCAUCCUGGUGGCCCUCCUAUGCACACAUUCCAGCUUGUCAAUAUCCUUCUUAAAUUUUGGUGCACAGAACUGGACACAGUAUUUGAAAUAUACUCAGAGUCGCAAAGUGAUUUCAUGCUCUUUAUUCAGCUCAUAGUGGUGAGGAGGAAAUGAAUGAAUGUCCCCUCACAGUAUCUGCUUUAUAUACAUUAUUUACACAAUGGGCUGCACAUGAUUGGCUAAUUCCGGAAUUCUACUGUAAGCCAAUCAGGUUGUGGAUUCACUUCUAUCUGGAGCAGGAUUGGGUGGUUCCUGCCAACCAAUCAUACUGCUGCAUUGUUCUAGGACCAAUCAGACUGCUGCAUUCUGAAUCCUAUUGUUCUAGGACCAAUCAGACUGCUGCAUUUUGGAUCCUAUUGUUCUAGGACCAAUCAGACUGCUGCAGUUUGGAUCCUAUUCAACUCAGUACAUAACACCCCUCCCUCUAAGUUCCAUUCCUGCCCGGGAGGUCGCAUUCAUAGUCCUCAAGGUACGCCGGCGGCCUACGUGUGCGUUGUGGCCUGGGGUGUUCCCUGGUCCGGGCUCCAGGUUCUGGCUCGUGUUCCAAGAAUGCUGGCUGUGAUGGGGCUGUUUGGUCUGGUGCAACCGGCUCGCUCAGUCGUGGUUCUGGUUCCGGUGUCCUUUCGGCCUCACGGGUCCUCUCUGUAUUUACUGAUUCUGCCUCUCCUGCUGGCCCCUCCUGCUCUAUGGGCCUCACUGCCCCGCUGUUCCCUUGGGACUCCUCUGACCUGUCCUCCUCCUGGCUUUCUCCCGGGAAUCGUCGCCGUAUCUGGUCGCAGUGGCGGCGCCAGCAUUGCCCCCAUCCGUUAGCACCUCGUACGACACGGGGCCAGUGACCCUGGUGACUGUGGCGGGUACCCAUGCUGGGCCUGCCCCAAAAUUCUUUGCGUACACUGGGUCCUGGGCCUCGAAGGUCCGGGGGUUCCUGCCUUCCCCCACCACUACCUCAUCCUGAGCUCUAUCGGGGUGAAGGCGGUCCAAUCUGAUUGCAAGACGCCAACCCAUUAGUAGUUCAGCGGGGCUCCGGCCAGUCGUUGAACUGGGGGUGCUGUGCUGUGCUAGAAGGAAUGUGGCAAGGUGGUACUCCCAAUCCCCUUGCGUCAUGCGGCGAAGGGUGUCCUUGGUGGUCCGCACCAUGCGUUCUGCUUGGCCAUUGGUGGCAGGGGUGGAACGGCGCCGAACGGAUGUGGCGGAUGGCGUUCUGCGCUGUGAAGGUUUGGAAUUCUCCUGACGUAAAUGCAGUCCCGUUGUCUGAGACGAGAGUGUCAGGGAGCCCGUGGGUUGCAAACAGCCUGCGUAGUACCCUGAUGGCUGCGGACGUGGAAGUGGACGGUACCAGUGCGACUUCCAGCCAUUUGGUGUAGGAGUCCACCACUAUGAAGAAUGUUGUAACCAGAAAGGGGCCAGCGAAAUCCACAUGCAGGCGUGACCAUGGUGCUCGGGCGGACUCCCAGGACUGGACUGGGGCCCUUGGGGGAUCUGGGCGGGAUUCUUGGCAGGCCUGGCAGUGUUUGACCCAGGCCUCUAUCUCUCCAUCGAUCCCCGGCCACCACACAUAACUCCUGGCAAGGGCCUUCAUUCUUACUACCCCUGGAUGUGUCUCGUGUAGGGCUGUGAGGACCCUUUUGCGGAGGGGCUGGGGAACAACGACUCUGCUUCCCCAUAACAGGCACCCCUUGUGGGCCGACAGUUCAUGUUUGCGGGUUGUGUAGCCGACGAAUUCUGGCCCAGGGCUGCUGCUGGGCCAUCCCCUCCAGGACCCGGGAGAUGACCCUAUCUUUCUUGGAAUGGUGUGCAACUUCUUGUGCCUGAAUGGGGCGGUCGGGAAGCAGCUCCAGGCUCAUAACCUCUUGUGCAGGUGCUGGGUCAGGGCCUGUUUCUGGUAGUGGUAGCCUGCUGAGGGCGUCCGCAUGGCCCAUCGCCUUCCCAGGUCGGUGAAUCAGUGCAUACUGGUAGCUGGCAAGGAAAAUUGACCACCUGAGGACGCGAGGAGACAGCACUUGGGGGGUCUGCUUUUCAGGGGCAAACAAGCCAAGCAACGGCUUGUGGUCAGUCACCACGGUGAAGGGCCGCCCGUACAAGAAAUCAUGGAAUUUUUUUACUCCCUUCACGAUUGCCAGACCCUCCUUGUCGAUUUGCGAGUAGUUCCGCUCGGUUGCGUUGAGUGUCUGGGAAAAGUACGCCACCGGUACCUCUCUUCCAUCCGGGAGUUGGUGCCCCAGGACAGCGCCAAUGCCAUAGGGUGAGGCGUCGCAUGCUAGCACCACUGGCAGCCUCUCGUCGAAGUGUGCCAAGACCGAGUUUGAGACAAGCAAGUCCUUUACUGCCUGGAAUGCGGCCUCCUGGCGCUGGCCCCACACCCAAGGGGCCCGCUUGUCCAGGAGUCUGUGUAGGGGCUCCGCUACCGCCGCCUUGUGGGGAAGGAAGGAAUGGUAAAGUUCAAUAGUCCCAAGAAGGCCUGAAGUUCAGUCUUGCUCUUGGGCGCUGGGGCAUCACAAAUGGCCCGUACCUUGUCCCCAGUCGGGUGGACCCCUUCUGCGUCCACCAUAAAUCCCAGAAAGUCCACCUGAGGCACUCCUAGUAGACAUUUUUCCCGCUUCACCUUGAGACCCGCCGUCUGGAAACGGUGCAGAACGGUGCGGAGGCGGUCCUCAAACUCCUCUGGUGUGGGCCCGGCAAUCAACACAUCAUCGAAGAAGGGGUGACGCCAGGAAUCCCUUUAAGGAGAGAGUCCAUUAGAUUCUGGAAUAUGCCUGGUGCCACACUGACACCGAAUUGCAGCCGCUUUACCCUGAACGCUCCUCUGUGCGUCACAAUCGUCUGUGCCUCUGCUGUGGCCUCAUCUACUGGCAGCUGUUGAUAUGCUUGGGCCAAGUCCAGCUUGCCAAAAUUUUCGACCCAGCCAGGGUGGCAAGGACAUGGCUGACCACUGGCACUGGGUAUGCGUGGGCCGUGAGGGCCUUGUUUAUGGUACAUUUGUAGUCUGCGCAGAUGCGGACCGAACCAUUAGGCUUGACGGGUGUGACGAUUGGGGUUUCCCAGGGGCAUUAGGCACCGGCUCCAGCACUCCUUGCUCCACGAGUCGGUCCAAUUCCUCGUCUAUACGGGGUUUCAAGGCGAACGGGACCCGGCGGGCCUUGAGCCUGACCGGUCGUACUGCGGGGUCAAGCUGUAGCGCAAUGGGGGCCCGUAUACUGUCCCAAUUUCCCAUCGAAAACCCCUGGAAAUUCCUUGCAUAUGGCGUCCACGUCCACUUGUAAGCUAGUGUGGUUCACCCCGGUGACAGCUAGCCCCAGUGGUCCAAACCAUGCCAAUCCCAGUAAGCUAAUGUAGGGGCCCUUGACCACAAGCAAGUCCAGUUGCCGCGUGCGCCCUCUGUAUUGCACCCUGAAGGUCCCCACCCCCAUUGUGGGGACCUUACGUUUCUGGAAGUCCCGUAGGGUGAAUGGGGCCGGCCUGAGUUUGGGACCCCCAGUAGGACACAGUUUCCUUAAGGUCCUUGCUGAGAUUAUGGAUAGAGUUGAACCCAUGUCAAGCUCCAUGCGGCAUCUGUACCUCUGCAUAAAUUUUCUCUACGUUGGGGUGGGGCAACUGGUAUACCUGGCAGUCCGUGAGCUCCGUCGAGUUGCCUUGGUGCGUUGGGCCCCGGGACCUGGGGCUCUUGGAUUGGUCAUCUGAUGCCUGGUGUCGGGUGGGCCGAGCCCGACACACCCGGGCGAUGUGUCCCGAUUUUCUGCACUGCCUGCACUCUGCGUUGCGGAAACGGCAGGUCCUCCUCUCGUGACUCUCCCCGCAGCUUGCGCAGUUCCCUCCUUCUCGUCGAGGCAGCUGUGGUCUGUGCGCUGCUUGAGUGCGCUGCUGUACUCGGUGCACCUCCUCCCUGUCGGAUCCUGAGUCGUCGGUGAGGUCUUCGUGGUGGACCCUCGGUUGGGAUGGCAGGCUCGGCCGUGCCUCUUGCGUCGACCUCUCGGCAGCUUCUGCUGCCAGGGCCUCCUCCAGAGCGACCUGGAACGUUAGGUCCUUCUUAGCGUAGAGGCGUCGUUGCAGCUUCUCAUCCUUCAGGCCACCGACGAGGCGGUCACGAAGCAUGUUCUCCAGCUCUGAGAAGUUGCAGAACCGGGCGGCUUGGCGGAGCGAGGUCACAAACCCAGUUAUGGUUUCCCAGGAGCUUGCCGCUGUGCGUAGAAGGCAUUUCGACGAGCCACCACUGAGGGCUGCGGCGAAAAGUGCCCCUUCAGCUGUUCCAUUAUUGUUUUGUAUGGAACAGUAGCGACGUCUUCAGGCGCAAGGAGAGCCCGGGCGAUUUCAAACGUCUCCUCUCCGCAGACGCUGAAGAAUAUCGCCCUCUUCUUGGCGUCUUCUUCGUCGGUGACCCCUUUGGCUUCUAGGAGGAAGGUGAAACGGGAGGCGUACGCUUCCCAGUCUCCAGAUGCUGGGUUGAAUGGCGAGAAGCUGCUGUCGGUUGCCAUUCUGAGUUCCUUGUGUCCCGGAGCUGAAGCCUGGAUACACAGUGUGAGGCAGCGGUGCGGCAGGUGGCGGUGCUGCGGUGCUGUGUGUGGCAGUCAGCUCAGCGGGAUCCCAUCCUCGUCGCCAGUGAAAUAUACUCAGAGUCGCAAAGUGAUUUCAUGCUCUUUAUUCAGCUCAUAGUGGUGAGGAGGAAAUGAAUGAAUGUCCCCUCACAGUAUCUGCUUUAUAUACAUUAUUUACACAAUGGGCUGCACAUGAUUGGCUAAUCCGGAAUUCUACUGUAAGCCAAUCAGGUUGUGGAUUCACUUCUAUCUGGAGCAGGAUUGGGUGGUUCCUGCCAACCAAUCAUACUGCUGCAUUGUUCUAGGACCAAUCAGACUGUUGCAUUCUGAAUCCUAUUGUUCUAGGACCAAUCAGACUGCUGCAUUUUGGAUCCUAUUGUUCUAGGACCAAUCAGACUGCUGCAGUUUGGAUCCUAUUCAACUCAGUACAUAACAGUAUUCCAGCUGUUGUCUAACCAAGGCAGAAUAGUUACAGGUAGGUAGCCAUGUUGGUCUGCCAUAGUCAAAACAAAAUAAAAAAAUAGAGACAUUGGAUUCUUAUCUCAUUAUACAUGAUAUAGCUAUUUUUAGCCAUCUCACCCCUUGCUUUUUCCUGUAAGACCAACUGCAGUCAUUAACAGUCGUCAACAGGUUUACCACACCUAUCAGCCAAUCACCCAUUCCUGCCACCCUUCUGAGUAAUACCCCUCCCCACCCUCUCACUAUAUAUAAGGGUCUGGUGACUUCUGUUUCAGUGUAUCUGAAGUGUGCAUGCGCACGAAAGCUCAUACCAAUAACAAACUUAGCUGGUCUCUAACGUGCUACACUCCUGCCAACCUAGCAGUUCGAAAGCACGUCAAACUGCAAGUAGAUAAAUAGGUACCGCUCCGGCGGGAAGGUAAAUGGCGUUUCCGUGUGCUGCUCUGGUUCGCCAGAAGCGGCUUUGUCAUGCUGGCCACAUGACCCGGAAGCUGUCUGCGGACAAACGCCAGCUCCCUCGGCCAAUAAAGCGAGAUGAGCGCCGCAACCCCAGAGCCGGUCACGACUGGACCUAAUGGUCAGGGGUCCCUUUACCUUUAAGGUGCUACUGGAAGGAAUUUUUAAAUUUUGUUUCGACCAAGGCAGAAUAGUGUGGUAAUAUUACUUCUCUUGAUACAGCCUAUACAGUAAUAGCAUCCGCACCCCCCGCCCACACUCACUGCUGCUUCCCCUGUUGACUCAUGUUACACUUGUGGUCUACUAAGACCCCAGAUGCGUUUCAUAUGUACUACUGGCAAGACAGGUAUCCCCAUCUUAUAUUUGUGCAGCUAGUUCUUUCUGCCUAAGUGCAGAAACUUACAUUUGUCCCUACUGAAACUCAUUUUGUUAGUUUGGGUCCAGUUCUCCAAUCUGUUAUGGUCAUCUUGAUUUUGUCUUCUGCAGCGUUAGCUACCCCUCCCAGUUUGGUGUCAUCUGCAGAUAUGAUGAGCACCCCCUCAAUUCCUUCCUCCAAGUCAAUUAUAAAGAGGUUGAACAACAAUGGGCCCAGAACAGAACCCUGAGCCACCCCACUUGUCACUUUUCCCCAGGUUGAGAAGCAAUCAUUAGUGAGUGCUUUUUGGGUUCGGUAAGUCAACCAGCUACAAAUCCACCUAACAGUUAUCUCAUCCAGCCCACAUCUUACCAGCAAGAAUAUAAUGGGGGACUUUGUAAAAAAAGCCUUACUGAAAUCAAGAUGUGCUAUGUCCACAACAUUCCCCUGAUCCACCAAGCUUGUAGUUCUAUCAAAAGAAGAAACAAGAUUCAUCCAGCCCCCUGCCAUUUUGCCAUUAAAACAACAACUUUAUGAUGUGGAGAGCGGUUUGACAGUGAAACAGACUCCUUUGGAAGAUGGCAGGCUCUUAUUCCUUGGAGGUUUUUAAAACAGAGGCUGGAUGUUAAUCUGUCAGAGAUGCUUCUGUUGUGGCUCCUGCAUAGCAGCAGGGGCCUGGAUUCAAUGACCCUUCAUCUCUCUUCCAAUUGUACGGUUCUACGUUUCUAAGAUUUUGCUGCCCCACCGACAGUGCUUGAACCCCGCCCCAAUUCUCUAGUUUGCCGUGAAUUUAAGACAUGAAGUUGGUAUUAUCUGAACAAUUGGCUUAUUUGGGCGGCUGUAUUAUGGUCUGAAAUGAAUGCUUUUUAAUGUUAGUGAUGCAUCGAUGGGUGCUUUUGCUGUUGCACAAUCCCCCUAGCUGUCAUUGGGCAGUAGUCAAUUCUGUUUGACUCAGAAUAGACCUAUUGAAAUUAAAGGACCCAACUUACUUAUUGAUUGCGUUUCUACUACUCAUUUCCUCAAGAGAUUCAAGGGGUUGUGCCCAGGUUUCUAAUCUCUUUUAAGCCCCACAACAAACCUGCAAAGUAGGUUAGGCUGAGUGGCAGAGACUGGUUCCCAGCAAGCACCAUCACUGUAUGGCUGAUCUAUUGUUGGUCUGGGGGUGAGCCUGGCUUAAUAAAAUAAUAAAUAAUAAAUAAUAUUUUAAUUUCUUUUCCACCCAUCCGGUUGGGUUUCCCCAGCCACUUUCAUAUAUGCUUAUAGUAUAUAUAAAAAUACAACAAUUCAGACAGAUAUUCCCAAGUGUCAAAAAAGGUUAUUUAUGUGUGCCACUACUGCGGCCCCUGUUUUGGUAGCCCCAAAAUGGAAAAUGAGCAAGGUCCCAACUAAAGAAGAAUGGCAACUUCAGCUGACGGAAUAUGUGCAGCUUGCAGGCUUAACAUAUAGAAUAAAUGUCCAAACUUUUUUCAAAGAGGGCCAGAUUUGAUGAAGUGAAGGGCCGUGAGGGCUGACCAAAACCAACGUUGUCGAGCUUUUUUUAGGGUUAGAGUUGUUGAGGUUUCUUUAGGAUUUUACCCCAGGAAAUAAACAUGGGGGCUGUUUAGGACAUGCCUGGAAUAAGAUAACCAGAUUAGGACAUGCCUGGAAUAAGAUAACAAGGAGGACCUAGGUUAUGAGAAUGUUGAAAAAUGUUUAUUGAAUAUAUACAGAAAAAUUGUGUGCACUUGGAAACAUUGGCAGUGAAAAUGGGUUUUGAUGGAUGCAAUAAUGGAAUACUGAAUGGUUUAGUUUAUGUAAAAUAUGCAUGGAUUUAUGAUAUGCAAAAUGAACCAUGGAAAGAGGAGAAGGGAAGUCAUUUAUAUUUUAAGGAUGUUUAAAUGAGUAUUCAAAAUGGUAAAACAGAAAAUUUAAUAAAAAUGUGUGUAUAUAUAUAUAUGCACACACAAUCACACCAAACAUCAAACAGAAUAUCCUAUACAAGCAACAAACAAACCAAUAAAUCAAUAGAAACCAAUAAUAAUAACAAUAAACAGUUUACAGUUAUACCCAAAUAGGUGGGUGAUCAUUAGAUGUUCUGAAAACUCUUCCUCAAUUUGACACACACACACACACACACACACACACACACACACAGGUCAAAACAGGGCACAUGGCCCUCUGGCUGAAAACUUUCAGCCACCCUUGCCUUUCCUGUCAAAGUCUAUGUGAGAAUGAGUUAAUCCUUUGUGGAAUGGCGGAGGCAUACCCUCUGCUGCAGCUGAACUUCAGUUGCCCUUGGGCACCUCUGUAAGAUAUCUAGCCUCAUCUGGAGGAGUCUGACUUCCCAAUCAGCCCAACAGCAACACAAGCUGAGCAAUCCCAAGGGACCUGGCCACCCAUGGCACAUGAAGAAAAAACCGCUGACUCAACAGCCACCACCUGCCACAAGGCCAGAGGUUGGGCGGCGCUGGACCUAACUGGUUGAAUCUUCCUCCCAGACGUCAGGCACACAAAGGGCAGCUCACAAGCAGCCUCUCUGACCCAUACAAGUGGGGCGCUCAGGCACCCCCCAUCCUCUGCUCCAUUUGAUGAUGGCAAUUUCAAUAAAUAAUAAUAUAAUUUAUUACCCCGCCCAUCUGGCUGGGUUUCCCCAGCCACUCUGCCUGGCUUACAACAAAUUAUUAAAAAUACAAUAAAAAAAACUUCCCUAAACAGGGCUGCCUUCAGAUGUCUUCUAAAAGCCAGAUAGUUGUUUAUUUCUUUGACAUCUAAUGGGAGGGCAUUCCACAGGGCGGGUGCCACUACUGAAAAAGCCCUCUGCCUGGUUACCUAUGGGACGUGGGUGAUGCUGUGGGUUAAACCACAGAGCUUAGGACUUGUCGAUCAGAAGGUCGGCGGUUCGAAUCCCCACAAUGGGGUGAGCUCCCGUUGCUCGGUCCCUGCUCCUGCCAACCUAGCAGUUCGAAAGCACGUCAAAGUGCAAGUAGAUAAAUAGGUACCACUGUGGUGGGAAGGUAAACGGUGUUUCCAUGCACUGCUCUGGAUCGCCAUAAGCGGCUUAGUCAUGCUGGCCACAUGACCCGGAAGCUGUACGCUGGCUCCCUCGGCCAAUAAAGCGAGAUGAGCGCUGCAACCCCAGAGUUGGCCACGACUGGACCUAAUGGUCAGGGGUCCCUUUACCUUUACCUGGUUACCUAUAAAUGCAUCUACUACUUGAUUGUGUACAAUAAUCCCAACCAUCCCGCAAUGUGGCUCUGAAAAAAAAAAAGCAAUAAAAUGUUCUAUAUGAAAAACUACCAAUAAACUUUUAAAAUGUUAAAAUAGCAAUGAAUUAAAAGAACAGAUUAAAACUCUCACCGGCUUUCUAAGCAUCUGGGCAGGAUUCUCUAAACAAUGUUUUAAGCAGGUGACAAAAAAAUUAUACUGAAGGGACCUGACUGGUAUCAAUGGGCAGGGAGUUCCGAAGGGCAGAUGCUGCAGCAGUAAACAGUUGAAUUCUUAUAAAUGCAGCAUGCAGUAUGAUAUGGCAGCUUUACAAUGCCAGUUCCACCCAUGGAAGUGGCUCAGUGGGCAUAUAUGGAGUAAGGCGACCUCAUAAGUACUGCAAACCAGAGUGACUCCCAUCAGUCCUGGCAGCCAGCAUGGCCAAUGAUCAUGAAUUACUAGGGGAGUUAUAGUUCAGCAAUAUUCAGAGAGCUGCAUCCCUGCUUUAGAGGAAGGCAGAGUUAGUUGUAAUGGAAGGUAGCUGUGAGGGGCAGUAAAGGCAACUGAUGGCCCAGUUCACAAACAGGGAGCCUUUGGCCCUCCAGGUGUUGUUGGACUCCAAUUCCCAUCGGUCAGAGAUGCUUCGCCAGAGAUGCUGAUGGGAUUUGGAGUCCAGCAAUCACAGGAAGGCCGCAGGUUCUCCAUGACUAGGACGGUGAUAAGUAGGGGCAGUAAAUGCAAGUGAUGGUUUAGUUCAGGGCUGGGAAAGCUGUAGCCCUCCAGAUGUUGCUACCUUUGAAGAUGACCCGGAAACUACAACUAAUCCAGAAAGCGGCAGCUUGAUUGGCGACUGGGAGUGGCUGCCGAGACCACAUAACACCUACAUUGAAAGACCUACAUUGGCUCCCAGUACGUUUCCGAGCACAAUUCAAAGUGUUGGUGCUGACCUUUAAAGCCCUAAACGGCCUCCGUCCAGUAUACCUGAAGGAGCGUCUCCACCUCCAUUGUUCUGCCCGGACACUGAGGUCUAGCGCUGAGGGCCUUCUGGCGGUUCCCUCACUGCGAGACGCGAAGUUACAGGGAACCAGGCAGAGGGCCUUCUCGGUAGUGGCGCCCACCCUGUGGAACACCCUCCCAUUAGAUGUCAAAGAAAUAAACAACUAUCUGACUUUUAGAAGACAUCUGUUUAGGGAAGCUUUUAAUGUUUGAUGUUUUAUCGUGUUUUUAAUAUUCUGUUGGGAGCUGCCCAGAAUGGCUGGGGAAACCCAGCCAGAUGGGUGGGGUAUGAAUAAUAAAUUAUAUUAUUACUAUUAUUAAGCUCCCAGUUGCACAACCUCUUGAGGGCCACAGGUUCCCCAGUCUUGUCGUAAACUGAAGAAACCAUUCCUGUAAAUAUGUGGUGUUGUCCCAGCCAGAGAAGUCAGGAUGGAACAGGAAUCCAGCCUGGGUAGAACGUAAGAACAGGAUCAGGCCAGUGGGGCCCCACCUAGUCCAGCCUCCUGUUCUCCCGGUGGCCAAACAGGCAAGGAAACCAGACAAGGAUAGGAGCCCGAGAGCAACUCUCCCCUCCUGUGGUUUCUAGCAACUGGUAAUCAGAAGAGUUGCUGCUCCGACUGCAGGCCUAGGAAAGCCUCCACUGAGAGCGGCAUCCAGCUGGAGCUGAGCUAAUCAGUCUGGGCGUGAGCUGGUUGCAGGAUAAUGAGCGGCAGAGAUUGGAUGUGCCAGCGAUCAGAGCCCGGCAUGGGGGAUGUGUUGAGACUUGCCAGCUGGGCCUCUUAAGAGGAUCUGAAUGUGCAGGCAUCAGCAGGCAAUGACCUGCAGCCACGCUUAUCGGGGGCUAGGGUUCUGAUCCAGGUUACAGGAGCCUCCCAGGAAAAGGCAGGGUUGCGGGAGGCAGCAGCCUCCAAAGAAAUGAAGGUCAAGCAGGGAGAAUCGGGGGUCCAGGUCCAAUAUGAGAUCCAGAGGCUGGAUCAACACCAGCCCAGGGUCAGUAUUGCAAAGGGUGGGCUCAGGAGCGAAAGAGCUGGCCUGUUUUCCGCCGUUAGGAAGCUCAGAAGGGAGACCUUGAUUGCUUUGUGGUUCCUGCAUUUUGUGUGUGUGUGUUGGGGGUGGGGUGGGUUGGACUAGAUGACUCUUGGGGUUCCCUACCAGUUCUAUGAUUCUGGCCUCCUAACCCACCCCAGUUGCUAGGAGCAAAGGAACCACAAGGACUGCUUGCUCACGAGGAGACCCGUUGCUCACAAGCUGCACAGUGACUCUGCAGCUGUUGGAGCAUGAUCCAUUGUCUUUUUGGCUCAGAUCAGAUUCGCGUACUUGCAAGAUCGCCUUCCCCCAUACAAGCCCAUUUGUCUGCUUUGAUUUGCAAAACUAGCAGCAUUGCAGGUGCUACUUAUUGCCUGUUCUGCAUUUGUAAAUAAUUGAUACAGUUACACUUUGGAACUCCCUGCCUCUUGAUGUAAGGCAGAGAUGCUCUCGUACGCUUGGAGAGUCAGGAAAAGGUAGACUUGGACCCAGAACGGAGGGGCUGUCUGCACGUACUUAAGGCGCUUCUGCUAGAUGUGUUGACGUUUGAUGCCUGAUCCUUUCUUAUCUGGCAACCAAACCCUACACAAACAACACCUUGCUAGCCUACUAUGCUUCUACAAGCCACAAGGCUUUUGUUCUAACCUUGCUUUUGUCAUGACGCUGGUUGGUUGCUUGGUGAGGGGAGACGAGAGCAAAAAAGAGAGCUUAAUUUCUCCUGGUUUGGCAACUUCUGGCCUGCUGGCUCAGGGCCCAAUGAUGACGACAUCUCAGAGGGUUUGGCCUUUGCAGGAAAGGAUCCAAGAGGAAGCUGGCACAGACACCCACUCAGCCCUUGGGAAGGGCCCGAGCCCUGAAACUACAAAAACUGGUGCCAGAUUCUUGCCUAAUCUAAGGAGUGUAAUAAGAAUCCUAAGGUCUCAAAAAUAAAACAAAUGUUCGCAAGUGCACAGGUAAACACACAAGUACCUAUAAAACACAAGUACCUAUAAAAACCACAUGUCCGAUAGGCUACAGGUAAGCAAUCCUUAAGCAAUCUUGACUCUCCUAAAGACUCUAAACCAGGCACCCCCAACCUGUGGCCCUCCAGAUGUUUUGGCCUACAACUCCCAUGAUCCCUAGCUAACAGGACCCAGUGGUCAGGGAUGAUGGGAACUGUAGUCUAAAACAUCUGGAGGGCUGAAGAUUGGGGGGUGCCUGCUCUAAACCAUUGUUUCCCAAACUUGAGUCUCCAGCAGUUUUUGGACUACAAUUCCCAUCAUGCCAAGCUAGCAAGACCAGUGGUCAAGGAUGAUGGGAAUUGUAGUCCAAAAUCUGCUGGAGAUCCAAGUUGGGGAAACACUGUUCUAAAUGUUUCUUCUGCAGCAGGAAAUACCUUGGAGAAAGCUUUCCCAAUUGUUCUUUCUCUUGCAAAUCCUCCAAAUCUUGUCUUAAGGGCUUAUUUUGUGUAUGAACCGGGUUGGCCUAUGACCUGGAUUCAAGAACUCAGGUAUUUGCCAUCUCAAAAGAAUGGCCAGACUGCCCAGGUAAUGCAAUCAGUGAAACUUUAUCAGGUAUCCUGGCAGACAGGAGAGAAGCCACACUCUCAAAGGUCUGUUAUAGACUGCCUCUUUCUGUGAUGGUUUGAAUGAUGCUUUUUAGGUGGUCUUUCGUUAAGGGAUUGGGCAAUUUCAAAAAUCUUUAAAGGUUCUUGCACACCUUUGUUCUUGGUCUCUCACCUCCUUGCAAGGAGGUGGGAAACUCUGUUGCAACAGAAAAAUAAAUAUCUGCCUUCCUUGCGUUGCUUCCUGCCUCCAUCCUUUUAUCUCUGACCGAUAAUGGACUUGGGGGACACUGAAUCCCUUAGGAUAGCAGAGUUGGAAGAGACCCUGAGAGUCAUUUAGGACAAUCCCCUGUAAUGCAGGAAUCUCAGCUAAAGCUGGAGUUCCAGAGAUUAGCUACUGCCACACUAAAAGACUGAUUUCUCGCAAGCGAAUCCACUUCAUUCACAACUUAUAUCUGUGUGAAUAAAAAUCAUUUGGAUAUUUUUUUUAAGGGACACUUUUUCACUUUUAAGUAGGAGUGUAUAGAUGAGCAUCUUUGAAGAUGACACCUCCAGGCUGCCUUCUAAGAUGGCCUGUGGCAAUGACUGCUUUUAAUAUUAAAAAGAAAUCCCCUCAUUGCCAGGAAUCUCAUUGGCUGACCUCAAGCCCAUCAUUACCUUUUGGCCUGGUCUACCUCCUAGGGUUGUUGUGGGGAUAAAAUGGAGGGAAGGAUGGAGAUCUCUUUUUAGGAGCAAAAUUUAAAUGGUAAAUGGAAUGGGUGCUGUGAAUUAUCCACUCUCUCUCUUUCAGGGCAGCCCCAAGUGGCGCCACAGUCUUUGAUGUCUGGGGAACAUCUGGGGUGAACCUCUAUAUUAUCCACAAUGGGGAGGUUUUGAAGAUCCCCUCUUGUGUGCCCAAAUGGCCCCUUGAUUGUAAAGUCGAGGUGGUGGUCACGAUGGACCAGCCAAGCGCUGAAGUCAACGAGGACAAGGUGAGAAACUCCGAUGGCUUUGAUGGAGCAGAGGGGGAAAGGAAAGAGCUAGACCUGAUUCGGAAAAAGGUGCGCUGGCAUUACUGUAGCUAUCAUUGGAGCAGCUUCUCUGUAAGAAAAGGUUGCCACAUUCAGGACUUUUUAACUUUGAGAAAAGGUGAGGAAGAGGUGAUCAAGUGCAUCUCAAAUCACAUCUGUUGUCGUCCUUCAGUAUACCUGAAGGAGCGUGUCCACCUCCAUCGUUCAGCCCGGACACUGAGGUCCAGCUCCGAGGGCCUUCUGGAGGGUCCCUCACUGCGAGAAGUGAGGUUAUAAGGGAACCAGGCAGAGGGCCUUUUCGGUGGUGGCACCCACCUUGUGCAAUGCCCUCCCAUCAGAUAUCAAGGAAAUAAACAACUAUCUGACUUUUAGAAGAUAUCUGAAGGCAGCCCUGUAUCGGGACGUAUAGGGAGGGUUUUAAUGUUUGGUGUUUUAUCAUGUUUUUAAUAUUCUGUUGGGAGGUGCCCAGAGUGGCUGGGGAAACCCAGCCAGAUGGAUAGGGUAUUAAUUAUUAAUACAAAAUAAUAAUAAAUAUUCCAUUUGCUGAAAUUGGCAAUAUCUUGACAGGUCAGAAUUUCAUACUACAAGGACAAUGGGAGGACACCAAUGGCGAAAGCUCUGCUCCACCUCACCUGCGUGGGUAAGACAGGAACUGUAUAGAAAAUAUAAUUUGUGUGUGUGUGUGUGUGUGUGUGUGAGAGAGAGAGAGAGAGAGAGAGAGAGAGAGAGAGAGAGAGAAAUCUGGGUGCAUAGGGAAAAACAACACAAGCAUAUUGUGUAUUUUUCCUUGGCUUUUGUUGAUGGUCAGGGCUGAUAUGGGUGAACUAGAUAAUGAGUUCCGGGCUCAUGCAGUUAAUUAAAGCACCUUUCCCCGCAUAGCUACUCACAGUAAAAUAUUAAUACCACAUAGACUUACUUCCAGAGGACUAGCACUUUAAAGACAAACAGCUUCAUUAUGGCAAAAAACUUUCAUGGACGACAGUUCGAUUCAUCAGCUGCAUGAAGUUAAACUAUGGAACUCAGUCCCACAUGAGGCAGUGACAAACACCAGCCUAGAUGACUUUAAAAGAUUUGACAGAUUAGUGGAGGAGAGGGCUAUUGAUGGCUAUGUUCCAGUAUUUGGUGACACAGACAUCCUGGCAUCAGCAAGCCAUCUUGCCAGGCUGUUUGGGGAUCCCGCAUGCCAAUUUUCUUAUGUUUCCUCUCCUUCUCUCCCCCCCCCCAUGCUGCAGAAAUCUCCCUGGAUGCUGACACGAACCGUUCAGGAACCGUGCAGAGGAGAGCCAAGAAUAAGGUCAGGAAGGAGGGAUAGGGGAGUCUGGGCAUAUUGCAUGUGUUUAUUUAUAUCCAAAAAGCAAAGGCUGCUUUUCCACCUGAAGGGCCCUUCAAGGCAACAAACCCAAGAGAAUUUCAGCAAGGAGGGGGGUGGAGCCUGUGGAGAGGGGGUGUGGCCUAGUGCUGGAGAGAAAUCCCGUGGUGGGGUGCAUUUUGACCCUGGGCCUUGGGUCCCCUCACAACCCUACCUUAAAACCAACCUGUUCCUUCUGUAGUUGUGAGAUACAAGUACAGUCAUACCUCAGGUUAAAGUAGCUUCAAGUUAAGUAUUUUCGGGUUGCGCUCCGUGGCGAUCCGGAAGUAACGGAGCGCGUUACUUCCGGGUUUUGCCACUCGCACAUGCGCAGACACUCAAAAUGACGCCAUGCGCAUGCGCGGAAGCAGCAAAACGUGUCCCGCGCAGAUGCGCAGACGCGUGUUAUGUUUACUUCAGGAUGCGAACGGAUCCCGUUUGUAUCCCGAGGUAUCACUGUACUGGGUCCCAGGGGCAAACGAAGGCAUCGUGACACCCGGUACGGGGCAUUGCUACGUAGGGUGCAUGUGUGGCAUUGUUACGUACAACACAUGUGCCAUAUGUAGCGACACUGCACAUGCGCUGUACAUAGUGGUUUGCCAUCGGCACCGGGAUCCUCUGCUCGCAGCUGAAGCCGUGAACGGAGGAUCCUCCACAUGCAACUGUGGUGGCGCCAUGGCUGCUUGCACCGCCGCUGCGGGGUGAGCCCCUGUGGGGUGCUUUCUUGUCACCCCCCCCAGACCUGGCAUCUGGGGGGCACCACACACACACACACACACACCCCACACCCCCGUUGCGACGCCACUGUUGGGUCCCACAUAUUUGUGGUGGUGCUAAGCCUUGUGGUUGAUUUUUUCUGCCGCUGCAGAAAAACUGGACGUGGGGACCCGAAGGCAAAGGAGCCAUCCUCUUGGUCAAUUGCGACAGGGACGAACCUCAAGAUGAAAUGGACAACGAGGAUAAGAAGCUGCAAUCGUUUGUGGGUCAGUAACUGACGGAUCCAAGGCUACCUAAACGGCCUUGGUCCAGUAUACCUGAAGGAGCGUCUCCACCCCCAUUGUUCUGCCCGGACACUGAGGUCCAGUGCCGAGGGCCUUCUGGCGGUUCCCUCACUGCGAGAAGCCAUGUUACAGGGAAGUUACAGGCAGAGGGCCUUCUCAGUAGUGGCACCCGCCCUGUAGAACGCCCUCCCACUGGAUGUAAAAGAGGAAAACCACUACCAGACUUUUAGAAGACAUCUGAAGGCAGCCCUGUUUAGGGAAGCUUUUAAUGUUUAAUAGAUUAUAGUAUUUUAAUAUUCUGUUGGAAGCUGACCAGAAUGGCUGGGGAAACCCAGCCAGAUGGGUGGGGUAUAAAUAAUAAAUUAUUAUAAUAUUAUUAUUAUUAUUAUACCUUACACUGAGUCAGACUCAUGGGGUCUCACUCAGUAUUGCUAAUUCUGAAUGGCAGCAGCUGCUCAGGGCAGGGGGGAUGCUUCAGCCUACCUGAGGAUGCCAGGAAUUGAACCUGGGACCUUCUGCAGCAAGGCAGGCACUCUGCCACUGAGUUGGGGCCCUUCCCUUAAAAAGCAAGAUUCUAGUCCUCAUCGUUCUGAAGGAAGGGCUUUUUUGAAUCGUCUCUUCCCAGCCCUACCUACAGAUGCCAGGGAUUAAACCUGGGAGAUUUUGCACUCAUCAAUCAUGUGUUAGAAACUGAGAGAUGAAAGCUAGGAGCUAAACGGCACCUUAAACCUAGGUUAUGGCCACAACAGCCGACUGUCUAGGCAUGCUUUUUUUAUAACAAUACAAAGCUGAAGAUGAAUGAACUGCAGCUAAAAUCUUAUGUUCAUUUUUCACAUGGUCUAGUCCUUCCCCUGCCCACCUCUCUAAUAUUCUUAAGAGGGUCUCUUCUCCAGUCUUCAGAGAGUAGCUGGAAGUGGGGAGGCAGAAAAAGGUCCUCCUUUCCUUCCACUCUGCAAUCUGAAAUCUUUCUGCACCCAGAGCUAAGAAACUGCUUGCGCUAAUGAAAUUCCCUGUCGCAAAAAUGUGCCGAGAACAAUGGGAGUUUCGAACACUGAUCCUUCCCCUAAAUUAAAGUAAGAAUCUCGUCCUCAUUGUUCUUAGAAUUUGUAGAGUUGCAAAGGGUCUUUUUUGCUGGACUCUUUUGCCCAAUGUGGACCUUGAACCCACAACCCUGAAACUGAAAGUCUCCUGCUCUGCUGGCUGAGCUACCCCAGCUCUGAAUAAAGAUGGUUGAUUUAAACUCCAUUCAGCUCAGAGCUUUGCUACUGAGCUACAGUCAGUUUCCCUCUGCUUUUCUCUCCAGACCGCAGGGAUAUGUCACUGAUGAUCCUGACAACACGUGGGCCUGAGGACAUUUUUGAGGAUCACCAGCUGGUCCUCCAUGUCUCAGCAUCUGAUGCCGACAAAGUGGGAGUCUUCCAUGCUCAGGGUAAGUGUUGUGGGGUUCUCAAGCAGCGGUGGUUCAUCUCAGGUGCCAAAAUGUCUCGGGCUGGCUCUGAUUUGCUGAUGGGAGUUGGAGUACAGCAACAUCUGGGAAGGUUGCAAGUAGACCAUCACUUGCCUUCACUGUCCCUAGCUGCCCCCUUCACAGUUCUGGCUUCUUUUAAUGUAGAGAUAGGGAACCUGUGACUUCCCCAGAGGCUGUUUCAUCAGAGCUGUCAUUUUCUCUGACCAUUAGCCAUGCCGGGCCAGAUGGCAGCUGGAGUCUGGCAACAUCUGGAGAGCCACAGAUGUUCCCCAAUAUAAAUUCAACAGUGUAAAUAAAUUUUGAUGGCUGUAACAAUGGAUUACUGAAUGGUUUGGUUCAUGUAAAAUAUGAAGGGAUGUAUGGUAUGGGAUGCGGGUGGCACUGUGGGUUAAACCACAGAGCCUAGGACUUGCCGAUCAGAAGGUCAGCGGUUCGAAUCCCCGUGAUGGGGUGAGCUCCCAUUGCUCGGUCCCAGCUCCUGCCAACCUAGCAGUUCGAAAGCACGUCAAAUUGCAAGCAGAUAAAUAGGUACCACUCUGGCAGGAAGGUAAAUGACGUUUCUGCGUGCUGCUCUGGUUCACCAGAAGCAGCUUAGUCAUGCUGGCCACAUGAUCUGGAAGCUGUCUGCAGACAAACGCCGGCUCCCUUGGCCUAUAGAGCGAGACGAGCGCCACAACCCCAGAGUCGUCUGUGACUGCACCUAACGGUCAGGGGUACCUUUUCCUUUACCUAAAUGAAUAUUUUGAAAUGUAAUUAUAUAUAUUGAUGUUCCCCAUCCCUACUCUAAUUCCUGAUAUCCUUAGCUCAUGUGUGAACGCAACCCCUUGGCGUGAAAGUGGAGAUACUAUAUGUCCUUUUUUGUUACACAAGAAAAUCUUUAAUUCAUCACCAUCAUAGAAUCGGAAGGGACCACAAGGGUCAUCUACUCCAACCCCCUGCAAUGCAGGAAAGUUUUGCCCAAUGUGGGGCUUGAACCCACGACCCUCAGAUUAAGAGUCUUGUGCUCUACCAACUGAGCUAAUCCAGCCAUGUGGCAGUGAGUUCCAGGGGUUUAGUUAAUCAAAACCAGUUUAUUUGACAGCGAUGAAGAGUUUGCUUCCAGAAUCAAGCAAGCAAGCAAACGAAUGAAUGAAUGAGGGACAGGCACAUGAUUUUGUAUGAGAAAUGACGGGUUUGAUUUACAGGGAAAAGAAAGAAACUCAGUCAGCACAAGCACGUCCUAGGUCAUGGGAAAUCCUCCUAUGUGGUGGAACCUUCCUGCGAUGAAGAGGAGCACCAUUUCUAUGUGGAAGGGCUGGCCUUUCCUGACAUUGGCUUCUCUGGACUCGUGACAUUCCACGCCACUCUGCUAGAGGCCACCGCCAAGGUAUGGGCAGCCAAAAAAGGAAAUGUGUCAGAAAGGUUACUGGGGUGUUGGAUAAUUAAGGGCAUUAAAAGAGACCUGCAGCUGAAUCAGGCCGGGGGUGGGGGAGGCAUCCAAUCCAGCCUUCUAGCCUCACAGUGACCAACCAGAUCCCCAGUGGGAAUCCUGCAAGCAGGACCUGAACGGUGGUGUCCCCACUUGGGAAUUCCCAGCAGCUGGGAUUCAGAAGCAUUGCUGCCUCCAUCGAUACAGGUGGAACAUUGCUAUUUUGACUAGUAUCUGUUGACAGUCUUACCUCCUCCUUGAAUUUCUCUGGAGAAUAAAACAGCCUAUUAUUUUGUCUUUUCUUCCUCACCGUAGCCUCCUUUUCUUGUCUUAGGAGAAAACCGGGACUGUAGGGUUUGUUUGUUUUUAAGCCCAGGGUUACUCAUUAUUUUCACCAGAACAUGGCUUGGGGCUCUACAUGAGCUGGCAAAAUGCAGGGCAAAUGUCUUGGCUGCCACAGCAGAAUGCAACUACUGCCUGCUUGCCCAAGACCUUAUCUCAACCCGUUUGGGCUUGGGCUCAUGUUAUAUUUCUGCAGCUAAAUUCAAGAUAUGAAGCAUGCCGUCCUGGUAAGCGCUUAGGCCUAGCAUUUUAUCCUCCCAAUUGUCCUCAUUGGAAUUUAACCCAAGCUGGCAACCCUCAUGGCAGAAAAUUCCAUGGGGUAUGAUGAUGAUGAUUUGUUUAUUUAUGCCCCACCCAUCUGGCUGGGUUUCCCCAGGCACUCUGGGUGGCUCCCAACAGAAUAUUAUUAUUAUUAUUAAUAAUAAUAAUAGUAAUAGUAGUAAUAAAUAAAUAAAUAAAGUGAUAAAACAUCAAAGAUAAAAAAUUUCCCUGAGGGCUGCCUUCAGAUGUCUUUUAAAAGUCAAAUAGUGUUUUUUUAUUUCCUUGACAUCAGAUGGGAGGGCAUUCCACAGGGUGGGCGCCACUACCGAGAAGGCCCUCUGCCUGGUUCCCUGUAGCUUCACUUCUCACAGAGAGGGAACCGCCAGGAGGCCCAUUAUUUUGAUUUAAUUUAAUUUAAUUUAAUUGACUGAUUGUGGGAUCCCAUACAGUGGGGUAUUGGGACUGACCUGCUGGAAGAAAUAUUCCCCACGCCUCCUCUUGGGUACAAGAUAAGACGCAACAGCUUCUGUUCAUUCUCGGAGGAGUUUUGGUCCUCUAGAUUUCGCUAAGCUGGACCAUCACUUGCCUUCGCUGCCCCUCCCUGCCUCCAUCACAACUCUUCCUAUUUAUACUGUUGGGAUGGGAAAUCUGUGACAUCCCUGUCCCUCGGGAUGCUGCUGGAUUGGGGCUCUCCUUUCCCCCCGACCAUUAGGCAUGCUGUUUCCUGGAGCUGAGACUGUCAUGUGCCUGAAUAGUUCUGGUUUGAGUCUCUCUUUCCAACCUCUUUCUCAGCUGGCCUCUGCUCUCCUCCACUGCAGGCACUUCCUGAGGCCCCCAUUUUUAACGACACUGUUGUCUUCCGCGUCGCUCCGUGGAUCAUGACCCCCAAUACCUUGCAGCCGAUAACGGUUUACGUCUGCAGGUGAGAGCUUCUGCAAAUAAGUGAACAUCACUGUGGCCCAGUGCACAGAUGCACAAGCAUAGGACUCGUGAAUCAGGUGUGCCACUUCAGAGAUGGGACACUGAUGGUGGUCUGAGGUGAGGCAGGGACUGAGAGCCAUGUCAGUGGUCAAAACCAAUCAGGAUUAGAGGGAAGACUGGAACUCAGGUCUGGAGGUCCAAGACCAGAAAUGCCAGAGCUCAGGUAGGCUUCAUUGUUCAAGCGAAGUAUCACUAGCCUGGGAACAUCAGAGAAGCCCUGCAGCUCUCCCUGUCAGUUUGCAUUUCUUAGUGCAGAAAGUAUUGAUCUGAUGUGUAGAAAUCUUUCCUAUUCUACUUAAUUCAAGAGGGUUCUGGAAGCUUCUGUGUGAAAGAAACAAGCAGAAUGUUCCUGAUGUUUGGGUUUAUACCAGGGGUCGGCAACUUUUUUCAGCCAUGGGCCGGUCCACCAUCCCUCAGACCAUGUGGUGGGCUGGACUAUAUUUUGAAAAAAAUGAUGAACAAAUUCCUAUGCCCCACAAAUAACCCAGAGUUACAUUUUAAAUUAAAGGACACAUUCUACUCAUGUAAAAACACGCCGAUUCCCAGACCGUCUGCGGGCCAGAUUGAGAAGGCGAUUGGGCCGCAUCUGGCCCACGGGCCUUAGGUUGCCUACCCCUGGGUUAUACCUGGAGAGAAGCUGGCUUAAGCUGGUUCUCUUCUCUCUUCUGUCAAGGUCAUGUUGACUAUAAAAUAGGGCCAGAAUGAGCCUAGGUUUCACUUUCACUUUCUAUCUCUUUUCCUUCUGGUGCGGUGUUUGGUAUAUACAGUCAUAUCUCGGGUUACAGAUGCUUCAGGUUGCGUUUUUUUUUUGGGUUACGGACUGCCGAAACCCAGAAGUACCGGAAUGGGGUUACUUCCGGGUUUCGGCGGUUGCACAUGCGCAGACCUGCAGCUGUGGGUUGCGAACGUGCAUCCACUGUGUAGUUGUACCUUGGAUCCCCAAACGCCUUUCAAGUCAAAAGUUUUGGCUCCCGAAAACCGAAAACUUGGAAGUGAGUGUUCCGGUAUGUGAAUGUUCUUUGGAAGCCAAACGUCCGACACGGCUUCCACGGCUUCUGAUUGGCUGCAAGAGCUUCCUGCAGCGAACUGGAAGCCGUGCCUUGGUUUCUGAAUGUUUUGGAAGUCAAACGGACUUCCAGAACAGAUUCCAUUUGACUUCCGAGGUACGACUGUGGUAUGCUUAGUGUUAAGUUUUAGACUUAUUAUAAGACAUUGUAAGCCUGCUGCAACUGGAUUUCUUAUGGACGGUGCCAAUCCUGAAUGUAAUGUAUUUGUGACCAUUAUACUCAUUUGCCUUCAGUAGCAGUAAAGCUCUGCUGAAUGAAAUGAAAUUGCCUCUGGUCUAUUUUUGGGAAUCCUGCAACGUGUUUAAGUUUUUACUCUGCUAACUAUACAUUGGGAUCUACUCUGGAUCAAUAGAAUUUCAGUGACGCUCCCCACCUGGGAUUUCCAGCAACUGAAAUUCAGAAGUCUCGGAUGGUAGAGUCAGAGCAUAGCCAUUGUAGCUAAUCUUCUUUUGAAGCCUUCCUUUCCUUCUCCUGCUUUGCUGUUCAUCGAUGCCCAUUUUUCUGCAUUUUGACAUCCAGUAUAAAAGGCAACGCAGAUUUCGUGGUGGAGAUCAGCAAGCUGUCCAAGAAAGCUGGCUGCAGAUUGAUUAUCUGCCCAGAAGCAGAAAAUCGAGGUGACCGCUGGAUCCAGGUAGGUUGGAGUGUCUGUUUGGGGGGGGCAGGUGGGUGGAAGUGUGAGCAAACUAUUACCGUAUUUUUCGCUCUAUAGGAUGCACUUUCCCCCCUCCAAAAAUGAAGGGGAAAUGUGUGUGCAUCCCAUGGAGCAAAUGUAGCUCCUUGGCUUCAGCGAUAGCAACGUGAAGCCUCCGAAGCGCAGAGGGAGCGCUCCCUCCGUGCUCCGGAGGCUUCAUGUUGCUUUCGCUGAAGCCUGGAGAGCGAGAGGGCACCGACCCCUCUCGCUCUCCAGGCUUCAGGGAUAGCCUCCUGAAGCCUUUGGAGGGCAGCGGGAACUCUGAAGGCUUCGGGUUCCUUUUGCUGAAGCCAGGAGAGCAAGAAUCUCCUGGCUUCAGCAGAGAGGGAGAGCUGCACAGCGCCCCUUCAGCCAAGCAGGAGGAGAAAUGGAAUGGGCUCCGUUUCUCCCUCCGCUUCGCUGAAGGGGUGCUGAGCAGAGAGGGGGAGACUUUUUUUUUCUUGUUCUCCCCCUCUAAAACAAGGUGCAUCCUAUGGUCGGGUGCGUCCUAUAGAGCGAAAAAUACAGUAUUUGAUGUAUUUACCAUUUAUCAGCCUGGCAAAAACAGCCAAGGAAGGUGCAAGGCAGGGUUGUGAAGGGUGCAGCCUGGGGAGCAUUCCAAGGGCCAGAGGGGCUUGGGGUUCCUCACCCCUUUCUUCCACACAUGUCUUUAUUUCUUCCCUGUUUUCUUUGGUGGCACCAGGAUGAGAUGGAGAUCGGCUACACGCAAGCGCCACACAAAUCCUUUCCCGUGGUCUUCGACUCCCCUAGAAACAGAGAUCUGGAUGGCUUCCCCUAUAAGGCUGUUCUGGUAGGAACCUCUCUCCCUUUUGUCUUAUUUUGUCUUCAAAUCGGAACCUUUGAAUUUGUUUUUUUUAAUGCUGCAAUAGUGCAAUUUGCAUGAACGGUUUGAGUGAUAAAGCAGCUCCACAGUUGCACCCCCGCCUGCCUGCCCCUAUACUGGUUUGUUAUUAUAUUGUGCAUUUUUGCGGGUUUUUAAAAUAUAACAUUUUGUUUUUCAUACAAUUUGAACAAGUUCCAUUCAGUUUCAAUACAACGUUCUCUUAACAUUUUGACUUCCCAUCCUAACUUCCAUGUUUCUGUUCAAAUCCUUUAUCCACUGCCAUAAAUGUAAUACUUAAUCUAUAACAUAUAUCCUAAUUUACAUUCCUUUAUCAUUCUCAUUCCUUUGCUUAUAUUUCCAGUCCCACCUGCCAUUUCAUUUGACUAUAAUAUUUUCCGAGAUAGCCCCCAAAGGGAUCUCCACUCUUCAACAAACACAUCGUCUUUUGUCUCUCUUAAUUUUGCCAUCAAUUCCGCCAUCUCUGUAUAGUCUGUUUUUGUGUUUCUACGCUGUAAACCACCCUACAAUCAUUGGUUGAAGAGUGGUAGAAAAAAUGAUUGAAUGUGUUAGAGACCUGGUAGAUUACUGUGGUCUGCAGGAUAUUCUCUCCUGUGAGUUCCAAAGAUCUCGGAAGCCCACUCUGCUGUGAUUUAGAGCAGGACCUUCACUGUGGCUGCUCCUUUUAUCUGGAGUAGUCUUCCUCCCCACUGGAUCUGCCCUUUCCGGAAACCAUGGAAGACAUUUUUGUUCCAACAGCCUUUCCCAGCUGGAUAAAUGCAUACUUACCAUGAGCGUCCACUUAUUAGGGUUUUAGGCUUGUUUCAAACGUAUCUUUUAAUGUUUAAUGCUUUUAUUAUUUAACAAACCACUGUAUUUUAAUACUUUGUUGGAAGCCGCCCAGAGUGGCUGGGGAAACCCAGCCAGAUGGGCAGGGUAUAAAUAAUAAAUUAUUAUUAUUAUCUGCUGUUUUGUUUUUAAACUUUGGCUUUUUUGCUGUUUCUGAAGUGCAUUGUCUUGAGAAAAUUGCACAGAAGGCGAUUAAUAAAAUGAUUAGGAUAAUGAUAACGCAUGCAUGCAUGCAUCUACCUGCCUACCUAAUCUGUAUUGGCCAUCUUUUCGCUUCGUGCCAUCCACUCUGCAGGAUCUGUCUAUUGGCAACUGAAUUUUGCAGCCGGCCGUACACAAUUCAAAUCUCCCACACGAGCACCCCUUUUGCAUCACUCCACCCUAUAGCUUCUGCAAUUCAAACGCAACGGACACAAGGUCAUUUUCAUAGAGGGGCAGCCUUGUCGCCGAGAUCACUCCUAAUUCUGUUGCCCUUUGCUCCCACCCCAGGGCCCGGAUUUUGGCUACGUGACCCGGAAGGCGGAAGGCAAAGGCAACAGCGUCUCCACUUUGGACUCAUUUGGGAACCUUGAAGUCAGCCCUCCAGUGACCGUCAGGGGCAAAGAGUACCCCCUGGGGAGGGUCAUCAUCGGGAGCGCCUUACCCAUGUAGGUGGAGAGGGUGUGUGUUGGGGGGGGGGGAGAAAAAGUGCUGGCAUGGUGAAGCAUCUGGCAAGGACUCGCAUGCACAAGCAAGAGCUCUCUGGACUUCCUCCUCGUCGUCUCCCUUUCAGCUUGCUUCUUCACCCAUGUCUUACUCUAGUGUGGGAAGGGAGGAGGAGGUACACAGAAAGUUGCUUUAUCCUGAGCCAUAUCAUUGCUCAAUCUAGGCUGGUCAAUCUGGGCUGGUUUUCUUAAAAAAAAGUUUGUUUAUACUUUUCGAAUUUAUACGUUUCAUAAAUUUUACCAUCGUUUUAGCAUUUCAAAGUUUGACUUCCUCCCCCCCCCCUUUCUGUGGUUCCUUACAUUUAUAUUUUAAAAUCUUCUCCGUAUCCAAAUUCAUUUAAUUUUCUCAUCUAAUUAUCUACUCUUAUGGAACUGCAGGUUAUUACAAUAACCCUGCCAAUGUUCUUAUCUGCUUACAGUUUAUCUGUAAAUAUUCACGAAACCAUUUCCAUUCUUUUAUAAAAAAAAAAGUUAUCUUGAUUUCUUAUUUGUCUGGUAAGUUAUGCCAUUUCUGCAUCUUCCAUAAGUUUUUGUAUCCAUUCUUCCUUUGCUGGGACUUCUGCUUCUUUCCAUUUUGGGGCAAGUAACAUUCUUGCUUUUUUACAAAAGCUAUUCUAAACAUCCUUUUCAAUUCAUUAUACAGUGGUACCUCGGGUUACAUACGCUUCAGGUUACAGACUCCGCUAACCCAGAAAUAUUACCUCGGGUUAAGAACUUUGCUUCAGGAUGAGAACAGAAAUCAUGCUCCGGUGGCGCAGCAGCAGCAGGAGGCCCCUUUAGCUAAAGUGGUGCUUCAGGUUAACAGUUUCAGGUUAAGAACAGACCUCCGGAACAAAUUAAGUUCUUAACCCAAGGUACCACUGUAUAUUAUUUCCCAGUAAGCUUCAACCUUACUACAAGACCACCACAUAUGAUAAAAAGAUAAAACGGUUAUUUUUAUCAUAUGUUCUUUUUUUUAAAUCUGGGCUGGUUGUAAGGAGGCAGGUGGAUAAGAAGUCUGUUGAGAACACUUGGUGUGCCCUGAUGAACCAGACACUGGCGGAUAUGAGAUUGGGCUGGGUAGUACUUUCACGGAGGCAAAGUUCUUGCCUUUGGAAUGGAUGCCAACCCUAAGUAAACUCUGCCUCUCUUUAUUUCCUAGGCCUCACGGGGACAAGAUGGUCAAAGUCGUGCGGGACUUCCUCUAUGCCCAGGAAGUACAAUCGCCCAUCGAACUGUAUUCUGCCUGGCUGCUGGUGGGGCAUGUGGACGAGUUCAUGUGUUUCGUCCCAGCCUCUGACAGGAAGGUACUGCCAUGGAUGCAGAGGGAUGGUGUGAGGCCAUAGCUGUCAACCGUCCUUUAUUUGGCGGGGAAGUCCCUUAUCCCAGCGCUGUGUCCCGCAGCUGUCCCUUAUUGGUGAUGUCCUUUAAAUUUCCUGGGUUUCAAAGGAAGCAGCUCCUCUCCCUCCCUCCCCUGCCGGCCAGGGAGGAGGGAGGCUCCAACUGUGUUGCUUGGCUGCGUUGCUCACCCAAUAAGGAGUCUAAGAACGACUGGGGUGGUGGAGCUUGUAUGCCUUGUGCCGAUCAAAUCAGCCAUGUUGCCUGGGGACUCACCUUUGCUCAGCGCUUCCCAGCGGAGAGGUGACAGUGGUUUUCCUUGCUGCAUCCCCUUUGCCGGAUUGCUGUGCUGUGGGAACCACUGCUUGAGGCUUCGUUUGGCUGCUGGCUGGGCUUUCUGCCUUUGGCUCACAGGGGCUCAGAAGUUGAACAUACCUGUGCUCGGAAAAUCCCUUAUUUCGGCUGCUGAUCCCUUUUUUUCGAGGCUGCUGGUCCCUUAUUUUCAAAUCUGUAAGUUGACAGCUAUGUGCAAGGCACUAACUGGAGAAGGGAAGAAGGCUCAGAACCAGGGGAUUGGUGGUGGGGUGAUGAGUGGUCAGAGGGAGACGAUGAAGCAGACUGAGAGGAGGAGGUUUUGGAAGCUGAAGAGACAACAGGGUUUAGUGAGCAGGAAGAGGCUGUGGCAGAGAGCAAUCCAGAUGCAGAGGCGGGAGAGGAGAGGAACAAGGCAACAGAUAAGGCUGGCUGCAGAAGAACCCAGGAAGCCUCCCUCUGCUGCCAUGACUGGCUCCUCUCCCCCUUGGUCUCCCAGAACAUGAAGAGAAAUAAAAACGGCAGAGUAAUGAGAAACUAGGUGAAGGAAUCUGAGAUUACUUGGGAAGGACUCAGGAGAGUGUUGGGGAGUGGUGGGAAGGCUACUUCAAUCCUACUGGCAAGUGUUUUUGUGAUCGCUGUUUGGGUUUCUUUGAAUAAAGAGUUAACGCCCCUGCCAAUGGGUGUUUUGUUGCUGACUCCAGCUCCUGACAGGUACACCCUGUCCACUGCUUCCAGCCUUUAAGUGCAUUUUAACCUGUUUACUCAGAGGAUAUUUGUUCCCUCAUAUUUUGAAACCCGCCCAAUCUAAAAGGCAGUGAACAGAAGCUGUUGGCAACAUAGGUAAUAAUGAUAAUAAUAAUAAUAAUGUAUUAUUUAUACCCCACCCGACUGGCUGGGCCUCCCGAGCCACUCUGGCCAUUUCCCAGCAGAAUAUUAAAAACACGCUAAAACAUCAAACAUUAAAAACUUCCCUAUACAUGGCUGCUUUCAGAUGUUUUCUAGAAGUCAGGUAGCUGUUUAUUUCCACAAGGCGGGCGCCACUCCCGAGAAGGCCCUCUGCCUGGUUCCUUGUAACCUCGCUUCUUGCAGGGAGGGAACCGCCAGAAAGCCCUCAGUGUCUGGGCUGAACAAUGGGGUGGAGACGCUCCUUCAGGUAUACUGGGCUGAGGCCGUUUAGGGCUUUAAAGGUCAGCACCAACACUGAAUUGUGCUUGGAAACUUUGGGAGCCAAUGUGGGUUUUUCAGGACCGGUGUUAUGUGGUCUUGGUGGCUGCUCCCAGUCACCAGUCUAGCUGCCACAUUCUGGAUUAGUUGUCAUUUCUGGGUCACCACUCUGGCAAGACAGUCUGCGGGCAGGUAGGGUCUCAGCCUGCGUACCGAUGGAGCUGGUAGGCAGCUGCAGUUCCAGAGGGCACCAUGUUGGCUACCCCUGAGCUGCAAGUACAUUUUGCAGCCUGUCUCACUUCAUUCCCUCUGUUCCUCUCCAGGGUUUCCGCCUGCUUCUGGCCAGCCCCAGUCGCUGCUACAAGCUUCUGAAGGAGAAGGAGCAAGAGGGGUACGGCGAUGCCAUGAUGUUUGAUGGUAAGGUGGCUCUCCUUUCUCCUCUGCAGGAGCUGACAUGAAGUCUGGGCAGGAAGUUGCAUACUUUGCAUUAAGGCCCCAAGUAGCUAAACCUCACAACUAAACUACCCCAUCUCACUCCAAGGGGUUGUUGUGUUUUGCUCAAAAUCAGGGGUGGGGAACCUCAAGCCUGGGGGCCAAAUAUGGCCCCCCAAAGUCUUAUUUACCUGACUCUCAUCUGAGCUAAAUAUUACAGUGCAGUAUGGAGCUGAGGACAUGUAUUUUGAACCAGUAAUUUAAGGGGUGGUGGUGGGGAACAUAACAGUCAUAACAUGAAUGAAGCAGCCACCUGAUUCUUAUUACAGGGCUAGGCAAAGACGACAAAGAAAUUUCAAUAACAACAAUCCUGGCUGACAAAUCCUUGAGGAGCAUCAAUGAGUAUUACCAGGUAAUUGUCACACCCCUUUCCCCCAGAUAAUGACACAUAGUCAUUUGGUUAUGAACCUGGACACUUUCUAAAUGAUAUUCAUUGUGAUGGCGAGUCUGACUGACGGAUGUUCACCUAGUGAGCUUCAUGGCAGAGUGGAGAUUUUAAUUCUGGCGUCCAGUGUUCUUGAGCCACACCCUAACCGCUAUACAAUAUAGAUCCUUUCCUCUGUGCUGGAAUAGAAAUCUGCAGAUCACAGGGAGGCAGCGACAGGCUCCCUGCCCUGUGCUUGUGGGCGACAGGCUCCCUGCCCUGUGCUUGUGGCAGAGAAGUUCCCUGGCACAGACAUGCUGUUGCAGAUGCACACGAGCUGCAAGGGAAUCUGUAAGGGAAAGGGAAAUUGUCAUUUGAGUUGGGAUGAGUUCACGGGGUGUUAGAGACAGGAGCAGCUUUGUGGGGGAUGAAGACCCAUGAAGUGAUAAAGGGAAUGGCAGAUAAAGAGGAAGUAGGCUGGAAGGGACAAGGAUGAAGCCCAGAGGUUCCAAGGAAAGCUUUUGUGGAACUGAGAAAGUCAGGAAGGCUGCAUGCUUGGGACUGAGUAUGUGUCAGUCUGGUCAAAAGAGACAAGCUAAGGAGAAAGGACCAUUGUUCAGUGGUAGAGCACCUGCCUUGCAUGUGGGAUGUCAAAGGUUCAGUCCCCCAUGGCAUCUCUAAGUGGGGCAUCUGAAAACCCUGGAGAGUCAUUGCUGCUAGUCAGUGUAGAGGAAACUGGGCAGUUAGAGGGAAUCUGAGAAGGCACAAAAACUGGUGUAGAGACUGAAGUGCCAAGGAUCCCACUGUUGGGAAAUUGGUGGUAUGCUAUGGAACAGAAGCUACUGUUUAUGUGCAAGGCCACAAACACACACCAUGCAAUCUGUGGCAGUGUUAGGAAAUUCCACCAGGAGCAUGACUCUAUUGACACACCUGUCAAAUCUUUAACUGCAUUGUGCCUUCACUUGUAGUGAUGCAAUGGAUUCCUCUCUCUGAGGCAUAUCUUCUCUCACUUCCUAGAAAUGCAUUGACUGGAACAGAGACCUCCUCAAAGAGGAGCUGGAACUGGAAGAGGAGGACAUCAUCGACAUCCCCCAGCUCUUCACUCGCUCUUCUUACAGCCCCAGCAAAGCUGUUGCUUACUUCCCGGACAUAGUAAGGCUCUGCUCAAAAGGUCCUUUUGUAAUGAGCCACCACACAUGCCAGACAGAUCCCUGGCCACAGAUGCGGUUUUCUCCCUAAGGGGCCAGAUUUGGCCCACUGGCCUCAAGUGCCCGACACUUCCAUGGGGCAAGGGGGUGGCCUGGUUGGCAAGAUGCAGCAGUUAGGGCAAUGAUAGAGAAUGUUUGUCAUGGAGGUCCUGGGUGCAGCAUCUACAAAUAGGGUUGCGAAUGUUGCUGACAAUCUUUGAACUGGAUGAAUCCAAGGGUCUGAUGCUGUGCAAGGUAGCCCCCCCCCCCCAAUUCCUGUCUGGAGCUGCUCUUAAAAUGACAGCGUCUCCCACCCCACCCCCAAUUUUUUUUUUUUUAUGUCAACACUUUACUUGGGUACCGUAUUUUUCGCUCUAUAAGACGCACUUUUUUCCUCCUUAAACGUAAGGGGAAAUGUGUGUGCAUUUUAUGGAGCGAAUGCAGGCUGCGCGGCUAAGCCAGAACAAGGAGAGGAAGCGCUGUGCAGCGCUGCGCGCUGUCUUGCUGUUCUAGCUUUGGGCUUAGCUGUGCAAAGCCUCCGCAGGGCAGCGGGGUGCCUUCAUCCCUGGGCUGUCCCAGAAGCCUCUGCGGAGGCUUCACUCAAAGCUAGACCAGCUAGAGGGAGCGCUGUGCAGCGCUCUCUCUAGCUAUUCUGGCUUUUGGAUAGCCCCCGCGAAGCCUCUGUAGGGCAGCAGGACGAAGGCUUCCCGCUGCCCUGCGGAGGUUUCACACGGUUCUUGCGGGAAGGGGGGGAGGGACAGAGUGCGCGGCUCUGUCCCCCCACGUCUCAGAAAAGCCCAAGAACCGUGCUCCCUUUAAAAAGCACGUGGUUCUUGCGGGAGAUGGGGGAAGGUACAGAGGGCAGCUUAGAGGGACGCGGGUGGCGCUGUGAGUAAAACCUGAGUGCCUAGGACUUGCCGAUCGUAUGGUCGGCGGUUCAAAUCCCCGCGGCGGGGUGAGCUCCCGCCGUUCGGACCCAGCUCCUGCCCACCUAGCAGUUCAAAAGCACUCUUAAGUGCAAGUAGAUAAAUAGGUACCGCUUUAUAGCGGGAAGGUAAACGGCGUUUCCGUGUGCUGCGCUGGUGCUGGCUCGCCAGCUGCAGCUUCGUCACGCUGGCCACGUGACCCAGAAGUGUCCUCGGACGGCGCCGGCUCACGGCCUCUAGAGCAAGAUGAGCACGCAACCCUAGAGUCGGAGACGACUGGCCCGUACGGGCAGGGGUACCUUUACCUUUACAGAGGGCAGCUUACCCGCGCACAGCCACUUCCGGGCAGGGGGAGCCUUCAUCCCACUGCCCGGGAGAGGCUUCAGCGGCUAUCCCAGAAGCCAGAUCUCUCUUGCUGUUCUGGAUUCUGAGAUUCAGAAUUAUUAUUUUUUGUCCCCCCGCCAAAAAAACUAGGUGCGUCAUAUCAUCGGUGCAUCCUAUAGAGCGAAAAAUAUGGUAAUUUCCAGUGAGUGGAUAUUGCGAGGAAGACUCUGGAGCAAAGGGUUAUAAAUGCCCAUAGCAGUUUCAGAGUCCGCUUCUCACAGGCAACCCAUGUCUCAUUUGCAGGUGAACAUGCUUGUCCUGGGAAAAUACCUGGGCAUCCCAAAGCCCUUUGGACCCAUCAUCCAUGAGCAGUGCUGCUUGGAAGAGGAGGUCCGCCGUCUGCUGGAGCCGCUCGGGCUGUCCUGCACCUUCAUAGACGACUACGAAACCUACCACAAGGAUCUCGGCGAGGUCCACUGUGGCACCAACGUCCGACGCAAGGCCUUUUCCUUCAAGUGGUGGAACAUGACCCCUUGA